Messenger RNA from Physeter macrocephalus (sperm whale), 7045 nucleotides. RefSeq names its product kinesin family member 5B (gene KIF5B). The transcript is spliced from 28 exons. Gene Ontology annotation, cellular component: microtubule. Bases 422 to 3307 code for a protein of 961 amino acids. Gene Ontology annotation, biological process: mitotic cell cycle; microtubule-based movement. Lineage: Eukaryota; Metazoa; Chordata; Mammalia; Artiodactyla; Physeteridae. Gene Ontology annotation, molecular function: ATP binding; microtubule motor activity; microtubule binding. The record is from RefSeq and is a predicted model, not a curated record.
CGUCGCCCGUCCGCGGCCUCUGGAGUGAGCAGGCGGUAGCCGGCGAGCCGGCGAGCGGACAGCAGGGCGGGCCGACGGUGAGCGUGGCCUGCUCUCUCCGAGGAGGGAAGAAGAGGUCGUGUUUCCGGUCUCCGGGAUCCCCCAGCCCCGCAGCCUGCCCCGCCGGCGAAGGAGAAGCUGAGGAGCCGCCGCCGCCCGGCGCCGCCGCCAUGGCUGCCAUGAUGGGUCGGAAGUGAGCCUGCGGGCGACGGUGCCGGCGCGGGCGCUGCAGCCCCGGUCCCGGCCGCUCCGCCGGGGAAGCGCGACGCCGCGGACCGCGGGCCCUAGGCCUUCGCGACCCCAGCCCCUCGGCUCGGCCCGUUUCCUCCAAGACUGAACGGCGGGGAGUGGCUCCCGGCCUCCGGCCCCGUCAGCCAGGAAGAUGGCGGACCCGGCCGAGUGCAACAUCAAAGUGAUGUGUCGCUUCAGACCGCUGAACGAGUCCGAGGUGAACCGCGGCGAUAAGUACAUCGCCAAGUUUCAGGGAGAAGACACGAUCAUGAUCGCGUCCAAGCCUUAUGCAUUUGACCGGGUGUUCCAGUCAAACACAUCUCAAGAGCAAGUGUAUAAUGACUGUGCAAAGAAGAUUGUUAAAGAUGUGCUUGAGGGGUACAAUGGAACCAUAUUUGCAUAUGGACAAACCUCCUCCGGGAAGACACACACAAUGGAGGGUAAACUUCAUGAUCCAGAAGGCAUGGGAAUUAUUCCAAGAAUAGUGCAAGAUAUUUUUAAUUAUAUUUACUCCAUGGAUGAAAAUUUGGAAUUUCAUAUUAAGGUUUCAUAUUUUGAAAUUUAUUUGGAUAAGAUAAGGGACCUGUUAGAUGUUUCAAAGACCAAUCUUUCAGUUCAUGAAGAUAAAAACCGAGUUCCCUAUGUAAAGGGGUGUACAGAGCGUUUCGUAUGCAGUCCAGAUGAAGUUAUGGACACCAUAGAUGAAGGAAAAUCCAACAGACACGUAGCAGUUACAAAUAUGAAUGAACAUAGCUCUAGGAGUCACAGUAUAUUUCUUAUUAAUGUAAAACAAGAGAACACGCAAACGGAACAAAAGCUGAGUGGAAAACUUUAUCUGGUUGAUUUAGCUGGUAGUGAAAAGGUUAGUAAAACUGGAGCUGAAGGUGCUGUGCUGGAUGAAGCUAAGAACAUCAACAAGUCCCUUUCUGCUCUUGGAAAUGUCAUUUCUGCUUUGGCUGAGGGUAGUACAUAUGUUCCAUAUCGAGAUAGUAAAAUGACAAGAAUCCUUCAAGAUUCAUUAGGUGGGAACUGUAGAACCACUAUUGUAAUUUGCUGCUCUCCAUCAUCGUACAAUGAAUCUGAAACAAAAUCUACACUCCUGUUUGGUCAGAGGGCCAAAACAAUUAAGAACACAGUUUGUGUCAAUGUAGAGUUAACUGCAGAACAGUGGAAAAAGAAGUAUGAAAGAGAAAAAGAAAAAAAUAAGACCCUGCGGAACACCAUUCAGUGGCUUGAAAAUGAACUCAACCGAUGGCGUAAUGGAGAGACAGUGCCUAUUGAUGAACAGUUUGACAAGGAGAAAGCCAACCUGGAAGCUUUUGCAGUGGAUAAGGAUAUUACUAUUACCAAUGAUAAACCAGCAGCCACAAUUGGAGUUACUGGAAACUUUACUGAUUCUGAAAGAAGAAAGUGUGAAGAAGAAAUUGCUAAGUUGUACAAACAACUUGAUGACAAGGAUGAAGAAAUUAAUCAACAGAGCCAAUUGGUAGAGAAACUGAAGACACAAAUGUUGGAUCAGGAAGAGCUUCUGGCAUCUACCAGAAGGGAUCAAGAUAAUAUGCAGGCUGAGCUGAAUCGUCUUCAGGCAGAAAACGAUGCCUCUAAAGAAGAAGUAAAGGAAGUUUUACAAGCCUUAGAGGAACUUGCUGUCAACUAUGAUCAGAAGUCUCAGGAAGUUGAAGACAAAACUAAGGAAUAUGAGUUACUUAGUGAUGAGCUGAAUCAGAAAUCGGCAACUUUAGCAAGUAUAGAUGCUGAGCUUCAGAAACUUAAGGAAAUGACCAAUCACCAGAAGAAGCGAGCAGCGGAGAUGAUGGCAUCUUUACUAAAAGACCUGGCAGAAAUAGGGAUUGCUGUAGGAAACAACGACGUAAAGCAGCCUGAGGGAACUGGCAUGAUAGAUGAAGAGUUCACUGUUGCAAGGCUCUACAUUAGCAAAAUGAAGUCAGAAGUGAAAACCAUGGUGAAGCGCUGCAAACAGCUAGAAAGCACACAAACUGAGAGCAACAAAAAAAUGGAAGAAAAUGAAAAGGAGUUAGCAGCAUGCCAGCUUCGUAUCUCUCAACAUGAAGCCAAAAUCAGAUCAUUGACUGAAUACCUUCAAAAUGUGGAGCAAAAGAAAAGACAGCUGGAGGAGUCUGUGGAUUCCCUCAGUGAAGAGCUAGUCCAGCUUCGAGCACAAGAGAAAGUGCAUGAAAUGGAAAAGGAGCACUUGAAUAAAGUUCAGACUGCAAAUGAAGUUAAGCAAGCUGUUGAACAGCAGAUCCAAAGCCACAGAGAAACGCAUCAAAAACAAAUUAGUAGUUUGAGAGAUGAAGUCGAGGCAAAAGAAAAACUUAUCACUGAUCUUCAAGACCAGAACCAGAAGAUGGCAUUAGAGCAAGGACGCCUGAGAGCGGAGCACGAGAAGCUGAAGGCUGCAGAGCAGGACAAGAGCAGGAAGCUGCGUGACCUUACGGUUAUGCAAGAUAGACGAGAACAAGCGAGACAAGACCUGAAGGGUUUGGAAGAGACGGUGGCGAAGGAACUUCAGACUUUACACAACCUGCGGAAGCUCUUUGUUCAGGACCUGGCCACCAGGGUUAAAAAGAGCGCCGAGGUUGAUUCGGACGACACCGGAGGCAGUGCCGCUCAGAAGCAAAAAAUCUCCUUUCUCGAGAAUAAUCUUGAACAACUCACCAAAGUCCACAAACAGCUGGUACGUGAUAACGCAGAUCUUCGCUGUGAGCUUCCUAAGCUGGAAAAGCGACUCAGAGCUACAGCUGAGAGAGUGAAAGCUUUGGAGUCGGCGCUGAAAGAGGCCAAAGAAAAUGCAUCUCGCGAUCGCAAACGCUAUCAGCAGGAAGUAGAUCGUAUAAAGGAAGCAGUCAGGUCAAAGAAUAUGGCCAGAAGAGGGCAUUCUGCACAAAUUGCUAAACCUAUUCGUCCUGGGCAGCAUCCAGCAGCUUCUCCGGCUCAUCCCAGUGCAGUUCGUGGGGGAGGUGCAUCUGUGCAGAAUGGCCCGCCGGCGGCCGUGCGAGGUGGAGGAGGGAGAUGAAGAAUUAUCAGAAAGAUAAUUAUCAAGAAGAUAAAUGUCAUCCAGAGACACCACCCAAUAUAUUGUGUUAAAAGUAAUUGAAGUAUGAAGAGGACAUUAUAUCAAUGACUAUAGCCUGUAUCCCUUGGGAACUUUAGAAUUAUAACCUUUUUUUAGUGUAUAAAUUGUACCUGGCCUGUACAGCUGUUUCCUGCCCUCUCUUCUCGUAAACUCUGCUGCUUCCCAACACAACUAGAGUGCAAUUUUGGUGUCUUAGAAGGGAAAAACGACAGUUUACAACUGUGGCCCUAUUUAUUACACAGUUUGUCUUUCAUGUCUUCAGUUUCGUCUUCACUGUGCCAACCUAACUGUGUCAUACAGGACUGUGCUUUUUGUACUUGUUUUUUUGUGUUUAUUUUUUAAUCUCGGUUUAAGUUACCUAGCUGCUACUGCUUGUUGUUUUUCUUUUCUUAUUAAAACAAUAUUUUAGGGGAAAUGGAACCUUUAGAUUAAAUGUCUUAAAUUUUACCACUUAUAACACUACAUGCCCACAAAUUAUAUCAGGUCAGUACUGUACUUUAAAAUCCCUUGAAAUGACUUCGGAGUUAAAAAUUAUCUGUAUCAUCUCUGAAGUUUGCUUCUGAAAACUACUCUUUGAGCACUGAAACCUUUAAAACUGCCUAACUAGACAUUUGAGACUGAGCAAGGCUACUUAAUUAUCUCAUGAAAUGACUGUUGUUGAAUUAUCUUGAAUAGAAAUACUGUACAAUAUCAAAAGCAAAUCUUUUGCUUUUGUUUAGGAAGGAGAGUUUGGAAAAGGAAUUUAUUUCUGUUCUUCCCAGUGCUUUAAUCCACAUAGAUUGAUGGAAUGAAAACACCCUGCUUUGUUUUGGUGAGCCCACUAGUUAAUAUAAGAAUUGGAUGGAUAAUGGUUUGUCAUCUUAAUAUAGUGAAGGUGAACUAAGAUAUUAUAGGAUUAAACAUAAUUUUAUAUUGUUAGUACCGUAUUGGUUGAUCUAAAUUUAUAGCCUAUGGAAAUUGAGAAAAAAUGUGGAAGGACAAGACAAAUAUAUGGUAAAUUUAUAAAUAUAUAGGUUAAAUGUUGGUCUGAAAUCCCUGAGGUUUUUUACCUGGUACACUAAGUCAUACACUAUAAUUUAUUUCUUGUUUAGUCUAGAAGUAGUAAAUUAUUUGCAAGUCACUAACAAUCCUCAAAUAAAUUAUUUUGUUGGCGGUAGCUGGUAUUUUUGUUGUUAAGUGUACCUUUUAUUCCUCAGAUGGUUAAACUAAGUCAGCAGUUUGUUUUAGAAGCUAUGAAAGUAACAGGGGAAGAGAUUUCAAUAUUUGCUUCAUCAGUUGGGGGUGGGUAACUGCAACUGUGUUAGCAGAAAUUUGCAGAGAAUGGGGAUUUAAGGUUACUCAGAAGAGAAAGUUGGAAAGUUCUGUGUUAGGAUCUGGGUGGCAGAAUUAGCUUUUCGAAAAAGUUUUAUAUACAGAUAUUUGUAUUAAAUUUGGAGCCGUAGUCAGAAGACUCAGAUCAUAAUUGGCAUAUUUUUCUAUUUCCUUAACUGUUGCAAUUUCCACUUUUAUAAUAGUUUUGAUUUAAAAGAUAAAUUUAUUUUUUUAACAGUGAAAAAUCCUUGCUGUUACGACCUGCAACCUUAAAAAUUAUUGUUUUUAGGAAUGAUCAAAAGAAACACUCCAAAAAUUGAGAUGAAACCUUGUAGAGCAGCAAGAUUGAAGCAGUGCAGUUCACUAAAAAAAAGUGCUACCGCCUAUUUGUGAUGAUAGUUUUCUAAAUGGAGAAAUGUUUGGCUGCAUUCACAUAGACAUUUGUAUUUUGUUUUAAAACGAAAGCUUGCUUUUUGGGCAGUAUUCUUAAAUGAAGCAGAAUUUUUUUUCUCUCUUUUGUCUGAAUAUGGUAGUUUCAUUUUACAAGAUACAUCAUGGUAUUGGUACUAUGUAGCAAACGAUGAAUUGUAACUAGCAUGUUGUUCGGAGUAUACAAUGCUAGGGGUUUUUAAAUAUCUUAAUGGUUCUUUUCUAUUUAUAAUUUCAAACUUUCACAAAAUGUACAGAGAAUUUCCUAAAUUUGUUUUCACUGAACUGCUUUUGCUAUGGUAGGUCAUUAAACACAGCAUUUACUCUUAUAAAUGAAAAUUUCUGAUCAUCUGGAACAUUGACACUAUUUCAAUUUGCAGUGUCUUUUUUUUUGACUGACUAUAUUAAUGUUCUUCUGAAUGGUAUUGAUAAAUGGUUCAGAAGAGAAACUCAGUGAAAUAAAAGUAAUAUUUAUUCAUGGUGAUCAAUUAAAUUAUUUGCCUAAUUUAAGAAAACUACUGUGCAUAACUCAAUUUGACAGGAGGUGAUAGAAAAGAGUCUGAGUCCGCCUGUGGAAUAUGUUGGUUUCUUUUCAGUGCUUGAAGAUACAUUCAAAGAUAAUUGGUUUGGGAAGGCGCCAUAUAAUUUUAGUUAACCUGCAUGCUGUAAAUGUCUUCUAUGUUUAAAUAAAGAGGAAAAAAUUUUUGGAAACGUAAUGACUUUCUUAAAUCUCAAUUCAGUGACGUACUAGGUUGAUUUUACGUGACCAAGUGGCCUUUCUUGACAGAACAGUGACCAAUAUGUCAUUAUAUAUUCACGUGCAUUUUGUCCCCUAAUGUAUUGCAUAUGCUUUGGACAUCAAGUAUUAAAUAUGUAGGCUGAAGAAUUAAGAGCUAGAGAUGAACCAUCAGUCUCACUUACGUUAUUUUACAUUAGUGUAGCCUGAUACAUGAUGAGGACACUUCGCCGUGUUAUUCUUCCCUCAAAACUAUUAACCCCCGUCUGAUCAUGAGAAAAACAUCACACUAACCAAGGACAUUCUACCAAAUGCCUGACCAGUACUCUUCCAAAGUGGAAAGGUCAUGGAAAACCAGGAAGAUAAGUCUGAGGAGACUUGGGAGACUUGACAGCCAGACGCAGUGACGCAGGGCGGUGUCCUGGGUUGGACCCUGGAACAGUAGAAGGACAUUGGGGAAAACUGGUGAAAUCUGUUAGCCAUAAUGUGCCAGUUAAUUUCUUAGUUUUGACAAAGGUGCAGUGGUGAUGUGAGAUGGUACAUUAGGAGGAGGAGUAUGAGGGGGCUCUCUGUAUUACCUUUGCUACUUUUCUGUAAGUUAAAAUUAUUCUGAAAUAAAAGGUUUAUUUACUAAUUUAUAAGGCAUCAAGCCACAAAGAACAACAGAGGAGACCACAAGCAGGAAAGCAAAACUCAGCAGACACCUGACUCAACCAGCAGUGGGGAACGCCAGGGAGCGACUCGGUAUCCCCCCCGGAGCACCCCUAAAUGGUCAUGAAUGUGACCUCCGUACCGCUGGAAGUAGUGGAAAUAGGCUGAAAUAGGACUAGUCGAAAUUCUGUCUAGACCUUUCCGUUUGACCUGCAUAUCCCUUCUUCAACGCUGCACAGCUUGCCAACUGCCUCUCUAACAUCCCAGGGCUUAUGCUUUCCAGCCAGGAGAUGAGAAGACUUCGGUGAAAAGUUUGACAGCUGAUACAAGGAGUACCCAAAGAAGCACAGUUUCAGAAAUGCCACAGUCAACAGUCCUAUUCCUAGGAACCAGUUGCUUCCAGUCAGCUCCAUCGUGUCCCCACCUCAAAUAUGUGCAGACAGCCAAGGGUCACGAAGCGUGUGAAGAAAGCCUUUACGAUGACAGGAUCAAAACAAAAUAAUAAUAAUAAUAUGGAGCAAAGUGGAACUGUGAAAGGGGAAGAAAGCAUU